Messenger RNA from Engraulis encrasicolus (European anchovy), 2296 nucleotides. RefSeq names its product actin related protein 8 (gene actr8). The coding region runs from base 124 to 2010 and encodes 628 amino acids. The transcript is spliced from 13 exons. Gene Ontology annotation, biological process: regulation of DNA-templated transcription; double-strand break repair. Lineage: Eukaryota; Metazoa; Chordata; Actinopteri; Clupeiformes; Engraulidae. Gene Ontology annotation, cellular component: Ino80 complex. The record is from RefSeq and is a predicted model, not a curated record.
CGUUUGUUGGCCAAUCUCAGUGUUUUGGAAAGUGUAGGAGAGCAUCGCGCGAGUUGUCAGUGUUCAUUGAUAAACCUCAAUAGAACAAGUUUUGUAUUAUUACGAUUUCUACCUUCAUACCAAAUGACACAAGCGGAAAGAGAACAAGAGAAUGGGAAAGAGAAGGAAAAGGAACGAGAAAAGGAGAAAGAAAAGGAGCAACGUGGAGUGAAACGACCGAUUGUCCCAGCUGCUAUUGCAGAGCCUUUGCAAGAGCCAAUUCAGACAACGUCCAUUAUUAUCAUCCAUCCUGGGUCAAAAACGCUUAGAAUUGGUCGUGCUACAGACAACGUGCCUGUGACAGUUCCACAUGUCAUUGCAAGACGACAUAAACAGCCUGGUCAGCCUCGGCAUGAAGAUCUUUGGCUCUUGCGAGAUGGACUGAAUAAACCAGAGAGUAAUGAACAGAGACAAAAUGGCCUGAAAAUGGUUGACCAAGCCAUUUGGUCAAAGAAAAUGUCGAAUGGAAUAAGGCGGACUCCAGUAUCUGCAGAGCAGGCAAGAGCUUACAACAGACAGAUUCGUCCUGCGGUGUUGGAUCCCACAGCCAGAGUGAAGUGGACCAGCACAAGCCAUAAUGCAGACUAUUUUGUGGGGGAGGAGGCCCUGUAUGUGAACCCAGCUGACAGCUACAACCUCCACUGGCCGAUCUGUAGGGGUCAGCUGAACAUCCACGGCGGUCCUGGGGGAUCACUGACGGCCGUCCUGGCCGACCUGGAGGCCAUCUGGUCUCACGCACUGCAGAAACUUCUGGAAAUCCCUCUGAAAGAUCUCAAGUAUUACAGAUGCAUCCUCCUUGUUCCUGAUAUCUACAACAGGCAGCAUGUCAAAGGAAUGGUGAACAUGUUGCUGAAGAACAUAGGAUUCUCGGCUAUCCUGGUGCACCAGGAGUCGGUGUGUGCCACCUACGGCAGCGGCCUCAGCAGUGCCUGUGUGGUGGACGUGGGGGACCAGAAGACCAGCCUGUGCUGUGUCGAGGACGGGGUGUCACAUCGGAGCUCAAGGAUGUGUUUGGCGUAUGGUGGCUCUGAUGUGACUCGCUGCUUCUACUGGCUUCUCCAGCGAGCGGGAUUCCCCUAUCGCGACUGCCAGCUCUCCAACCGCAUGGACUGCAUGCUCCUGCAGCAGCUCAAAGAGACCUUCUGCCACCUCGACCAGGACAUUUCUGGUCUUCAGGACCAUGAGUUUCGCACACGUUUUCCAGAGUCCCCAGUGCUGCUGUACCAGUGCCGACUGGGAGAUGAAAAGCUGCAGGCGCCCAUGGCUCUGUUCUACCCGGCCACGUUUGGCAUUGUGGGCCAGAAGAUGACGUCGCUGCAGCAACGUUCCCAAGGGGACUCCGAGGACCCUCACGACGAACACUACCUGCUGUCCACACAGAGCAAACAGGACCAGUCCUCUAAGGCUGGAGCAGAAAGGAAGUCUUUGCCCAAGCCACUUGGCUUCGAGGGUGAGUCCAGCAGCCAGGGUGGUGAGGCCUCCGAGCGUGGCCUCCACAGCCAGGAGGUAGAUUUUGGCCCUGGCCAGGCAGAGUGCCUGGUGGGCGGGUCCGAGAUGGAGGACUCCCCCUCUGCGUUGCUGUCCCGGAGGACGGCCAUGUCGCAGUUUGAGGGGAAAGCCCUGGGACUGGACAAAGCCAUUCUGCAUUGUAUAGACUGCUGUGCGUCUGACGAGACCAAGCGUAAGAUGUACAGCUCCAUCCUGGUGGUGGGGGGUGGGCUGCUGUUUCAUGGGGCCCAGGAGUUCCUACAGCAUCGCAUCCUCAACAAAAUGCCCCCUUCCUUCAGACGCCUAGUGGAGAACGUAGAGGUCAUCACCAGGCCUAAGGACAUGGACCCGCGGCUGAUCCCCUGGAAGGGCGGUGCGGUGCUGGCCUGCCUGGACACCACGCAGGAGAUGUGGAUACACCAACAGGAGUGGCAACGCUUUGGAGUUCGCAUGCUGAGGGAGAGAGCCGGCUUUGUCUGGUGACCACACCAGGAGCUUGUGUGUGUGUGUGUGUGUGUGUGUGUGUGUGUGUGUGUGUGUGUGUGUGUGUGUGUGUGUGUGUGUGUGUGUGUGUGUGUGUGUGUGUGUGUGUGUGUGUGUGUGCGCCUGCGUGUGUUUAUUUGUGUACUUGUCUGUCUCACAGUUUUUUUAAGCCUAGAUACAGCAACUUUCAAAACAUUGAAUAUUAUAUAUAAUCUCAUUUGGGUUGGAUGGUUAAUGUUUUUGAAGAAGCGGUAUUUAAAAACAUAAAUAAAAAAAGCAUACAGUA